This is a messenger RNA of Rangifer tarandus platyrhynchus (Svalbard reindeer), 3663 nucleotides long. NCBI's taxonomy places the organism in Eukaryota, Metazoa, Chordata, Mammalia, Artiodactyla, Cervidae. The record is from the annotation of a GenBank genome assembly.
AUGGGCGACAUGGCAAACAACUCGGUUGCAUAUGGUGGAGUAAAAAACUCUUUGAAGGAAGCUAAUCACGAUGGAGACUUUGGAAUUACACUCGCAGAGCUGCGGGCCCUCAUGGAGCUCAGGUCCACUGACGCGUUACGGAAGAUACAGGAAAGCUAUGGAGACGUCUAUGGAAUCUGCGCCAGGUUAAAAACAUCUCCCAAUGAAGGUUUAAGUGGAAACCCUGCAGAUAUAGAAAGAAGAGAAGCAGUAUUUGGAAAGAAUUUUAUACCUCCUAAAAAGCCAAAAACCUUUCUUCAGCUAGUAUGGGAAGCAUUACAAGAUGUCACUUUAAUUAUAUUAGAAAUUGCAGCCAUAGUAUCAUUGGGCCUUUCUUUUUAUCAACCUCCAGAAGGGGAUAAUGCACUUUGUGGAGACGUUUCUGUUGGAGAAGAAGAAGGUGAAGGUGAAACUGGUUGGAUUGAAGGAGCUGCAAUCCUCUUGUCAGUAGUGUGUGUGGUGUUAGUAACAGCUUUUAAUGACUGGAGUAAGGAAAAGCAGUUUAGAGGUUUGCAGAGUCGAAUUGAACAAGAACAGAAGUUCACAGUCAUCAGGGGUGGUCAGGUCAUUCAGAUACCCGUAGCUGACAUUACUGUUGGAGAUAUUGCUCAAGUGAAAUAUGGUGAUCUUCUUCCUGCUGAUGGCAUACUUAUUCAAGGCAAUGAUCUUAAGAUUGAUGAAAGCUCAUUGACUGGUGAAUCUGAUCAUGUUAAGAAGUCUUUAGAUAAAGAUCCCUUACUUUUAUCAGGUACUCAUGUAAUGGAAGGCUCUGGAAGAAUGGUAGUUACUGCUGUAGGUGUAAAUUCUCAAACUGGAAUUAUCUUCACCUUACUUGGAGCUGGAGGUGAAGAGGAAGAGAAGAAAGAUGAGAAGAAAAAGGAAAAGAAAAAUAAGAAACAAGAUGGAGCUAUUGAGAAUCGCAACAAAGCAAAAGCCCAGGAUGGUGCGGCCAUGGAAAUGCAGCCUUUGAAGAGUGAAGAAGGUGGAGAUGGUGAUGAAAAAGACAAAAAGAAAGCAAAUUUGCCAAAAAAGGAAAAAUCUGUUUUACAGGGGAAACUGACAAAACUAGCUGUUCAGAUUGGCAAAGCAGGUUUGUUGAUGUCUGCCAUCACAGUUAUCAUUCUUGUCUUAUAUUUUGUAAUUGAUACCUUCUGGGUUCAGAAGAGACCAUGGCUCGCUGAGUGCACGCCAAUUUACAUACAGUAUUUUGUGAAGUUCUUCAUUAUUGGAGUUACGGUUUUGGUGGUGGCAGUUCCAGAAGGUCUGCCCCUUGCGGUCACUAUCUCACUAGCUUACUCAGUCAAGAAAAUGAUGAAAGAUAAUAAUUUAGUAAGGCAUCUGGAUGCUUGUGAAACCAUGGGGAAUGCUACAGCUAUUUGUUCAGAUAAGACAGGAACGUUGACAAUGAACCGAAUGACAGUCGUUCAAGCUUACAUAAAUGAGAAACAUUAUAAAAAGAUUCCUGACCCUGAAGCCAUUCCACCAAAUAUUUUGUCCUAUCUUGUAACAGGAAUUUCUGUGAAUUGUGCUUAUACAUCAAAAAUAUUGCCACCAGAGAAAGAGGGUGGAUUACCUCGUCAUGUUGGUAAUAAAACUGAAUGUGCCUUGUUGGGACUUCUUUUGGAUUUAAAGAGGGAUUAUCAGGAUGUUAGAAAUGAAAUACCGGAAGAAGCACUGUACAAAGUCUACACCUUCAAUUCUGUCAGAAAGUCCAUGAGCACUGUCCUGAAAAAUUCAGAUGGAAGUUACCGAAUAUUCAGCAAGGGUGCAUCUGAGAUAAUUCUGAAAAAGUGUUUCAAAAUCUUGAGUGCUAAUGGUGAGGCAAAAGUAUUCAGACCAAGGGAUCGUGAUGAUAUUGUAAAAACUGUGAUUGAACCGAUGGCAUCAGAAGGCUUGAGAACCAUAUGUCUUGCAUUCAGAGAUUUCCCAGCAGGAGAACCAGAACCAGAGUGGGAUAAUGAAAAUGAUAUUGUCACCGGCCUUACAUGCAUUGCUGUUGUGGGCAUUGAAGAUCCUGUGAGACCUGAGGUGCCAGAUGCAAUAAAGAAAUGUCAGAGGGCUGGAAUUACUGUGCGGAUGGUCACUGGUGAUAAUAUUAAUACUGCUCGGGCUAUUGCCACCAAAUGUGGUAUUUUACAUCCUGGGGAAGACUUUCUUUGCCUCGAAGGUAAAGAUUUCAACAGGAGAAUACGAAAUGAAAAAGGAGAGAUUGAGCAAGAGCGGAUAGACAAGAUUUGGCCAAAGCUUCGAGUGCUUGCAAGAUCAUCUCCUACUGACAAACAUACACUGGUUAAAGGUAUAAUUGACAGCACUGUAUCCGAACAACGCCAGGUUGUAGCUGUCACUGGUGAUGGUACAAAUGAUGGCCCGGCAUUAAAGAAAGCUGAUGUUGGAUUUGCAAUGGGUAUCGCUGGAACUGAUGUAGCUAAAGAAGCAUCUGAUAUUAUUCUCACGGAUGACAAUUUUACAAGCAUUGUUAAAGCAGUUAUGUGGGGACGAAACGUCUAUGACAGCAUCUCAAAAUUCCUUCAGUUCCAGCUUACCGUUAAUGUAGUAGCAGUGAUUGUUGCUUUCACGGGCGCCUGUAUUACUCAAGACUCACCACUUAAGGCUGUGCAGAUGCUAUGGGUAAACCUCAUCAUGGACACGCUUGCUUCACUGGCUCUGGCGACCGAACCCCCUACUGAAUCUCUCUUGCUUCGGAAACCUUAUGGUAGAAAUAAGCCUCUCAUCUCACGCACAAUGAUGAAGAAUAUUUUGGGUCAUGCAUUCUAUCAGCUUGUGGUUGUCUUUACACUCUUGUUUGCUGGAGAAAAGUUUUUUGAUAUUGAUAGUGGAAGAAAUGCUCCUUUGCAUGCUCCUCCAUCGGAACAUUAUACUAUCGUUUUUAAUACCUUUGUACUGAUGCAACUUUUCAACGAAAUAAAUGCACGGAAAAUUCACGGUGAAAGAAAUGUGUUUGAAGGAAUCUUUAAUAAUGCCAUCUUCUGCACGAUUGUUUUAGGCACUUUUGUAGUACAGAUAAUAAUUGUGCAGUUUGGUGGAAAACCUUUCAGUUGUUCAGAACUUUCAAUAGAACAGUGGCUAUGGUCAAUAUUCCUAGGAAUGGGAACGUUACUCUGGGGCCAGCUUAUUUCAACAAUUCCAACUAGCCGUUUAAAAUUCCUCAAAGAAGCUGGUCAUGGCACACAGAAGGAGGAAAUACCUGAGGAGGAGUUAGCAGAGGAUGUGGAAGAGAUUGAUCACGCUGAGCGGGAGUUACGGCGUGGCCAGAUCUUGUGGUUUAGAGGUCUGAACAGAAUCCAGACACAGAUUCGAGUGGUGAAUGCAUUUCGUAGUUCUUUAUAUGAAGGGUUAGAAAAACCGGAAUCAAGAAGUUCAAUUCACAACUUUAUGACACAUCCUGAGUUUAGGAUAGAAGAUUCAGAGCCUCAUAUUCCCCUUAUCGAUGACACUGAUGCUGAAGAUGAUGCUCCUACAAAACGUAACUCCAGUCCUCCGCCCUCUCCCAACAAAAAUAACAAUGCUGUUGACAGCGGGGUUUACCUUACAAUAGAAAUGAACAAGUCUGCUACCUCUUCAUCCCCAGGAAGCCCACUACAUAGUUUGGAAACGUCACUCUGA